Molecule: messenger RNA, 5200 nt
Organism: Bolinopsis microptera
Lineage: Eukaryota; Metazoa; Ctenophora; Tentaculata; Lobata; Bolinopsidae
Product: remodeling and spacing factor 1-like
Exons: 12
Coding region: 10-2148 (712 amino acids)
Source: RefSeq, a predicted model, not a curated record
AGGUUUGCUAUGUCAAAUGUCCUCUAUGGGGGCAAAAUAUUAAUAUCAGAAAAUGGAAGUCCUAAAAUGGACAAGAAGAUAAAAGGCGAUCAUCACCCUGAGACAGAAAACCUUCUGGAGGAUCAAGAAGAAAAAGCUGAAAUAUCAGCAGAAUAUGCUGAGGAACAUCAAGAGGAUGACGAAGAUGGAGACGAUGAUGAGGAAGCUACUGAAGAAGAAGAGUUUCUGUGCCCCGUUUGCCAGGGAGGAGAGGAAGAAUUAGACUCAUUUGCCAAGCUAGCUGAAUGUGAACAUGUGUUUUGUGAACCCUGCAUUACUGAGUGGUCUAAGAACGCAGACACAUGUCCUAUUUGUAGAAACAGGUUCGAUCACCUGUGUACGUGCGACACAUUGCGAGGCGACUACUCCACCAAGGUCAAGAUACAGUACAAGUCCAAAGACAGUGUAACUGUGGAAGUAGAGCAUUAUGUUUGCCAGAUUUGCCACAGUGGUCAAAAUGAAGAGUUAUUACUGCUGUGUGACGGGUGUGACGAGGCAUAUCACACACACUGCUUGAGACCCCAACUUGACAACAUACCUGACGGUGACUGGUUCUGCGUACAGUGCAGUGGAGGCGGAGAAGAAGACGAGGAAGGACUAGACAUCAACCCUGGCUCAGGUUCGAUACAGUUCCGACUCCCAUCCACAACGAGGCGUCUAGCGAUGGAGGAGUUGCUGAGACGCACACGGCGCACCUCAGAUCGUCGCACUUCACGCGCAGAGCGCCGUAGAUCCAGCUCCAUAUCCCAAGCUGUUCAACUCAUCUCAAGUAUCACGGGCAGGGCCCGCACUGCUAAGGGUGCUAAAUUAGCGCGGAUAGCAACUAGAACUGUUGGUAUUCAUACUCUUAGGGGACUGAGGAACAAACGAAACAAACGUUCCAAAAGACGAGCUGCAAACUCUGCGGCCUGGAGUCCACCACGUAAAUCUAGUCCAGAACGUUUGGAAGCCUGGAACCAACGAGAUACAAGACCAUCAGAUCUGACCAGUAGUGAGGUGGCUGGAUUCUCUACCGCUGCAAUACGGGCCCACAAAGCACCGAAGGCGGAGUCUGUUCUGGGUGCUCAUCGUUACUUUGAAGAGGCUCAACCCGGACCUUCCACUCAAAGGGACAGUGCAGUGAACCCCACUCCUGUAAACGUACUUGAUCUCAUCACUGCUGACAUCAUUAACGCUACUUCUAAAACUGCCACCGUAGAUAAAAAGGGAGACAUCGUUUACAAGACCCGAGACGAAGUACUGAAAGAGAAAGAUACAAAAAAUGCACCCAAACAAUCAGUCGAUCAAGAAUGUCCCGUCCGUCAACGUAAAGUGAGAAUAGAUUCGAGUAAAUGUUCUCCAUCUAAAUCCGAAGAAAAGAAGUCGUCCAAAAGAAAACGAGAUUCAACCUCUGAAAAGCGUCCAAAAGUUGAAGAAAAGCUUGAUAAAUCAUCGGAGAAGCGUGAUAAAUCAUCAGAAAAGUCUAAAUCUGGAGGUGGAAAGCGCAAGUCUAGUAAAAAGGAGUCGCGCAGCAGAAGUAGAUCUUACAGCUCCUCCCCUCGACGUAGAAGAUCGAGCAAAUCUGUUAAGUCUCCUCCUAAAACUAAAAAAGAGGCGAACGACAGCAUUGUUUCCGAGAACAGUAGUGAGGUGCCCGCUGUAAAAGAUUCUGCAGGGAAGGAGGAUGUUGUAAAAGCGUCUGACUCUCAGGAGAGAAAGGAAAUAUCAGAGAAUGAAAAGAAGAGUGCGAAAUUACCCAAAACUGAAUGUUCGGAUAAAGAAACAUCAUCUUCAAAGAAGAAAUCUUCGUCGGACGAUAAACGUAAGACUGGUAGUUUCAGUGAUAAUAAAGAUGAUGGGAAAGAAGAGACGUCAAGCACGGCUCCUGAGGGAACGAAAAACGUUAGAAAGAGUAAGCAUGCUAAAUCAUUCGAAAGUACACAUGUAAAGACCGAUAAGAGGUCCGACGAAAAGUCCGACAAGGCAUCUUCAAACAAGUCGAAAUCGUCACGAAAUAAUAAAUUGGGAAAAGAAAAUGAAAACGAAAAUACGAGUGUUGAAAAAGAAGCGAAGAAAAGGAAAAAAGAAAAAGGUCCGAAAGAAGAAAAAGAAACUAAAAUCGAAAGAUAGGGUUAGUUCUAAGGAGAAGAAAUCGCUCAAGAAACCAAAAUCGAGGUCCAAAUCUAGUUCCAGAUCUCGAGUACGCUCCUUAUCUAGAUCAAGAUCUAGAGUACGCUCUUUAUCUAGGUCUAGAUCUCGGGUUCAUUCCGUAUCUAGAUCUAGAUCAAGGUCAAAUUCUCUGCACAUCAUAGAAAAUCUCCGCGACAAAUACAGUGAUAAGCCUGACCAAGAGGACAACAGCUCGCAAUCACACAAACAUCGCAGCUCUUCUCAUGCUAAACAUUCUCGAGCAGGAAGGAAUGACUCAGGAGGAAGAGAUUCAGAUAAACGGAGCACGAAAGGAAGAAAACGGAAAACUUCAAUGAAGCUAGAUGAAUUUGGCCGAGACAAGACUCUAAGAAAAGCUGAGUCUGAAAGUAAGAAAAGCUCUUCGCCUCAUCAUUCGUUAGAAAUCCUUAAGGGCACAAUCAGACUCAAUGAAAUUCCUAGUCCGCCCUCCUCUCUCCAAAAACUGGAACAGAAGACCAACAGUACCAGUAUUUCAGAUAACUUCACGGGAGCGUUAGGAUCUCUUGAUGAUGUGUAUUCGCCUGGUGACGAAUCACCAUUAGACGAUGUUUGGCCGACGAAGAGUAAAGCCACUGAAACUGAAGAGGCAUCCACUAUGCCUAACUUGUCCCAGGUACAGCUGCCCUCACUGACAUCUAUCGUUGAGAAAUUAGCAGCACCUGGAUUCUCGAACACCAUGAAGAAUAUCGCGAAGGAGCGUGGUUCUGAGACUGGUGACUCGGACGACAUGAUCAUCGACUCAGGCGAUGGAGAUGAUACUGAGUGUUCACCCUCAUCGCCCCAGAUAAACACUGUCUCCGACCUCGUUAUAAAGAUGAAGCGAGCUGAGGAAAUGAACAAUAUAAAGACACCUUCUCCAAAAACUCCGGAAUUUCUCAUCAAGGAAACUUCACCAGGAUUUGCGGAGCCCAGUGCGGGGCCCAUCACUUCACCACCUGCAGCUUCCCCUGGUCUUUCCACCCCGGAAUACUUGAUGACUCCUCCUGAACUUCAAGAGGAAAGGCGACGGGAUCGGGUCCGAAAACAAACUGAAAUCGAGAAGAGAAGCAGAGAAGAGAAGCACCCGGUUCCUGAUAGGAAAAAACGCUCCUCAGAUACAGAUAAGCGAAGGCGACCUUCAGAUUCCAACAGAAAAUCUCGAGACAGUCGGACAUCCUCCAGAACUGAAGAGCGAAAGAAAAGUGAAACUGGAGGUAAAAAAGCGUCUAGUAGAGAAACCAGGAAACAUUCUGAGUCAAAGAGGACCUCACAGGACGUUGACAAGAAAAGGAAGCUCUCUGAAGGAGGCGAAGGAGAGAAUAAGAAACUAGUGAUACCUCUCUUGGACGCUUCUCCGCCACCACCCCCUCCCCCUCCCCCUCGUGGAUCUCUAGUUAUACAGGAUCACGGAGAGGCAGCCACCUCCACUGAAUCUAGCAGGACUGUAACUGCCUCUACUGUACCUGACUCUGCGGGUAGAAGCCCCCUGGCUAACGGCAAGAGCUGCUCAGCUCCUUUAGUAUAUGUUAACAAUAACUCCCAACCUACCUCCAUACUCUCAAAUUUAGCAACUCUCGAUUUUAGCAAUGGAUCAAUGGUGAGAAAGCGCUCCAGAUUGGACCCUCCUGCCCCGUCCACCAUGUCAGUAACUGAUAUAAUGGGUUCUCCAUCCAUCAUGCUCACUGCACUGAAUGACUCCUAUGCACUAGAACAGUUCAAUGAUGCGUGGUCCAGGGAGGCGCAGUCUCCCACCUCUUACACUCCAGGAGAAGAUGAAAGUGAGACAAAACCGGACAACCCUGACAAUCAGCAUAGCACUCCUGACAAUCAUCGAGCAACUCCGGACAACCGUACUCCUAUAGAUCCUAGAGGUACUACUGCUAGAGAGACUCGAAUGAACACAGCCAGCAACCCUCUAAAGAUGAUAAUGGAGAGCAUUGAAGGGAGCUACUGGACACGAUAGGUAGUGAGGAUAUGGACAUUGAGGAGGACGAUGUUCCACCACCACCUCCUCCAGCAACUCAGCAACCCUCCCACCUCUCUCCUAGCACCACUCCUCUCUUACCACCCCCUGCCUCCACAACUACUAAUACUAAGAUAAAACCUAAAGUGAAAGGUUCAGGAGAGAAAGAUAAGAGUGAUAAAGAUAAGAGUGACGGAAAGCCUGGUAAACAUGGCACCAAUGGAAACGUACAGCAAGAGAUAGCAAAUAUCGUCAAACUUGCUCUAAAAGUUCCUUACAAAAAGAAGAAAAUUACUAAAGAGGAAUACAAGAACAUCAUGAAGCAAGUUGUCAGCAAGGUGUACGAAAGUCGGCAUGUGAAACGGGGGGACCCUCUCAGACCUGAUAAGAUUACAGAAAUGGUGGCAUUGUACAUCAAGCAGUCCAAACACCACAAAGCAAAAGCAAAAGUGACAAAAACUGUCGAACAAGCUGCCCUCUGAAACGAGCUGGAUCGACCACUCAGUAAAUAGUUUCAAAUUGUGAGAAGUCACGUGACUUGGUUGUGACUGGGAUUCUUGUUUGAAUAUAAGUUGUCGGGUCCGAAAACCAUGGUAACAGUAAAACGGUUAACUACCAUUUUUAGAGAAAAUCCCACUUUAAAAUCGUCCCACAUGUUUAAUUGUUUAUUAGAGUAAUUUCAUCAGGACCAAACUUAAACUACUGUUUUGACCGAGUAUUUAGUAUUUCCUGUUCACAUUAUCUCGUAAGAGUAGUUUCUAUUAGGGACUACUCAUGCUCGACUCCAUUCGGAAAACGAUCUAAAAAUUCAGAUCUAUUUUAUCGCACUGUCAGUUUCCCCGGUAACCAUGGUAACAGUAAUAAAGCAGUCAGCGUUAAUUAUUGUGUGUUUACCUGGAUUAAAGCAGUCUAAUGUUCAUUUAUUUAAUCACCCGUUAAUUAACUAUCUCUAAAACUUGUCUCUAAUUAACCUUAAAACUGAAGGACAUCAGAUGUUUUUAUAAUAAUUUAUUGAAAAUCCCGCUGUAAUAACUGGUAUGUUUUACUAAA